Molecule: messenger RNA, 2517 nt
Organism: Annulohypoxylon truncatum
Lineage: Eukaryota; Fungi; Ascomycota; Sordariomycetes; Xylariales; Hypoxylaceae
Product: fungal trichothecene efflux pump
Exons: 2
Coding region: 309-2126 (605 amino acids)
Biological process (GO): transmembrane transport
Molecular function (GO): transmembrane transporter activity
Source: RefSeq, a predicted model, not a curated record
AGACAGUAUAAUAAACAUAUCCGUAUGUAUCAAUGCCUAUCUAGGAUGCCCUCCCCCUCACUAUUGCCCAGGGAACUGGGUCGGCCAUACGAUGCUUCUGGGUUCAGUCCGGCCCGUCACUUUUUUUGGACAGCUCCUUACGAUUCUUGAUCUGAGGCUAGCUGGUGCUCGUGGCCGUUCCACUAUCAAGGCUGCCAGAAAAGGGCCGUGAACGCCAACAUUGAAAUUUCUCGUGUCUUCAUCCUGUGUUCGAAACCCAUUCUCCUAAUUCUUUUGGCCAUCUUACAUGCUCGUCACCAAUUCACAUCAUGUCGGAAACCGCGGAGUCAACAGUCGCGCAUACGCGCACCAAAGAAGAUGGCGAUCAGCUUCGUUCUGAGGCGCUGGCUGCCGACUCGAAACAGCUGCCUCCAGGAUACUACUCUAGCACUCGAGUCAUUGGAACGUUCGGCGGGAUAGGAUUCAGUCUGUUAGGCACGUACUGGGCCUUCUCUGUCGGCGCCGCUGUGAUCACCGCUAUCAACCGGGAUAUCGGCCCAAGCGCGAAUGCAAGCCUGUUCUCCAUCGUCUGGACCGUCUGCGACUGCAUCAGCAUUCUCCUCUUUGGCCGGCUAUCGGAUCGGUUCGGUCGCCGAUGGUUGGCCAUCGGCGCUAACCUCCUAGGUAUAAUCGGGGGGAUCGUCGCGUGUACGGCGAAGAACAUGGACGUCUUGAUAGGCGCCAAUGUCUUGCUCGGACUUGCCUCAGGUCCGCCGGCGUCGUACCCUCUACUCACCGGCGAACUCGCGACCAACAAGACGAAGUAUCUAGCUACCGUCUUAGUCGUCAUCCCCAAUGUCAUCGCCACCGGAUUCGGCGCCUACCUGGGCCAGAGGAUUGUGCUCCAGACGACUUGGAGAUGGAUCUUCAUCAUCUACAUCAUCUUCAUGGUUCCCGGAACGGUCUUGUUUUAUUUCUUCUACUUCCCCCCGUCUUUCACCCAGAUGCACGGGAAGGAGAGCAAGAUGGUCGACGAAAUCAAGAAGAUAGACUUCAUCGGAGUGUUCCUGCUCGUCGCCGGCCUGGCGCUAUUCCUCCUCGGUGUCUCUUGGGGAGGCCAGCCAUUGGCUUGGAAUUCCGCGACAAUCCUCGGUCUUCUCAUCUCAGGAUUCGUGUGUCUGGUCGCUUUCAUCCUGUAUGAAGUGUUUGGUGGAGCAGUGCGUCCCAUCAUUCCGAUGCACUUCUUCAAGGACUUGACCGGAUUUACCCCUAUUGUGGUUAUCUCGGCCGUCACCGGUUGCCUCAACGUCGCUCUUCAGAUCACCUGGCCCUCGCAAGUCACAAGAGUCUUUGGAAACAGCGAUUGGGAGACGACAGCUUGGCUUACUACGACCGUCGCGUUUGGAUCUUGGGCCGGUAUUGUGUUUGUCGGUUCUCUAUUCCAUAUCAUCAAGCAUAUUCGCUGGCAACUUAUCAUCGGGUGUGCCUGGAUGUCGGCGUUUAUUGGAGCCAUGGCCUCGAUCGAUCCGAACGAGCAGAGCCAGGCUGCUGCCUUCUCGUUUCUUUCUACUAUCCCCGUGGGUUGGGGUGAAGUCGUCACUAUGCUUAUGGUCCAAUACGUCGCAUCUGAUAUGGACCUUGGUGUCGCCUUUGCUGUCGUUUCCGCAAUGCGAAGUGUUGUUGGAUCCAUCUUCACCGCAGUUUUCACAGCUGAGAUAGCAAACAAGCUCCCGGAGAAGUUGACAUCGAUCGUUGUUCCCGCCGUUAGCUCUGCCGGUCUACCUUCAUCGUCCAUAACAGCCCUUCUUUCUGCCGUCUCCGUCGGAACCGAGGAUGCUCUCCGAGCUGUACCUGGCAUGAAUGACAGUAUUCUGGUAGUAGCGUCGCAAAGUAUUGCUCAAGCCUACGCCGCCGCAUAUACCUAUCCUUAUUACACUGGCCUAGCGCUGGGAUUAGUUUCACUCAUUGCAGCUCUCUGCAUUCGCGACUUCGACAGCCACUUAACGGACCACGUCAGCCGACAACUGUACCACAAGAGCGAGAUCGACAAGGAUAUCUUAUCAUUGGUCGAUCGCUCCCCCACCCAAGACGGAGAGGUGGUUACCGAAACAAAGCAAGUCACGAAGACUUCUGAGGGAGCAGCUUAAGCCAGAAAGCCCAGAAAAGCUAACCUCCUGUAACAAUCAUUGCAAAGGGGCUAUAUUUAUGUAUAGUAUCUGGCAUGUAAUUCUGCACAUAGAGUCCUUUGCGUCCUCAAAACAUUGUACCUAGACCUUACAGCUUAGACUGCACCGAUAUUAGAAGAAAAACUAUCUUUAACUAAAAUAAGUUUCCUUUGUUAUACUGAACUAGUACUUAGCAGCCCCAUCUAUAACGGCUAUAAUAGUAAUGUAUAAUCCUGCAACUCACUUCUGCACUCUACGGACUUUUAGAACACCUCGAAUUUGCAGCUAAAAGUACAAGGGCUGGAAUGACGAAGACUACGUAAGCUGCAAACCCUGUUGACACACCGUGGGAUCAACUCACUUAAUACUACUG